Molecule: messenger RNA, 1912 nt
Organism: Manihot esculenta (cassava)
Lineage: Eukaryota; Viridiplantae; Streptophyta; Magnoliopsida; Malpighiales; Euphorbiaceae
Exons: 8
Coding region: 110-1690 (526 amino acids)
Source: RefSeq, a predicted model, not a curated record
UACGGCGCCAAGUUUUGCCGCUAGAUUUUGAAAAGUCUAAACAAAACCCUUAAUUUCCAGAUGGGUUAGUGAAAAAAAGUGAAAAUCUUAUGCGCGAGGGAGAGAUCGGAUGGAAAAUGCCUCUGAUUCACAGCUGUCUAAUGCGUCUCACUCGCUUUCGCUUCCUUCUGAGCCUCCCGACAUAAGAAACUGGUUUCCUAGUUACAGAUAUGAAUCUUUUGUUCUGGAUACUUAUGAGUUUAAAGAGCGCGAGUGUGAAGGAGAUGGAUUUUCUGCUGCUGCAGAGAGAAGCAGAGAAAAGGAAGGACAUUUGGGAGAAUCUAGAAGAAAUGGUGACGCUGGUGACAAACAUGAACACCAAUCUUUAAACGGGACAACAGACUCCACUUACUCGCUGUCGAUCCUUUCCGAGCCACCUCAUGUUAGAAACUGGUUCUCUAGCUAUGUGUAUGAAUCCCCUGUGCUGGAUACACUAGAUGAUUUUAAAGAAUCAGUUACUAAAGAACGUGUAUGUGCGAAAGAAGGAUUUGCUUAUGAAGGAAGUGAAGGAAAAAAAGAAGACAAUUUUGAGUAUGAGUCUAGGAAUUCUUGGAACAGCAAUGAAGUAGAUGCUGGAGGUGGGACUCUGCGCUCAACUGGGCCUGUUAAUUGUGAGAAUACAUUUGAAGACACAUGUGUGAACCAACCAUCGAAUGAGAUUCCAGAUUCUUCAGAGGCACCUUCAUCUCUUUCUGAGCCACCAGACAUUAGACACUGGUUCUUCAGUUAUGCGUAUGAAUAUCCAGAAAGCAAUGCAUUGGUUGAUAAAGAAGCGGAUUGUGACGGUUUGGUCAAUCAACAUAAUCACAAUGAGAAAGAAAGCAAUUUGGGGAAAUUUGGACAAACCAGAGUUACUGGUAAAUCUGUUGUUGAUGAGAAAGUAUUCCCAAAAGGAUCUUUUUUCAGCUCCUUGAGGGGCGAUAAGCAGGAAAGCUCGUCUCUGAAUAAGGGCAUGAGGACCCCAGUGCAUGAGAACUCAUCCACUCAGGAUAAUUUGUUCUGUGAAAGUAGUCAGCGUUUGGAAGACAAGAUAUUUCCCAAUCAUCCUAGAUGUUCGACGAAUGAUCUUGAGAAAGUAAGCUCGAAUGGUGAUUGUACACCACAUAAACUGCAACAGAAACAUAAUUUCGUCCAAGAACCUCUUUUAGUGACAUGCCAGAAAACAAAUUCAUGCAAGAAUGACAUGACAUCUCCAACAAAGUUGAGCCUUAUGAAGGAUCUUACAGAGAACUUGAAAACUAAAGCUGAAAUGGGAGUAGAUCUUGCAUCACCUACAACUAAUGGGAAUUUUACUCAAGUUGCUGGAGAUUUAAUUAGGAAAUCAACUGGUGAAAACAAGAACAAAGAAAAUGAAGGAAAAGAAGUUGUGGAGAGUGGUUUUGUGACAACAAAGAACCGAUGGAUACCAAAUGAUGAGAAUUCUUUGCAUAAGCCACAAAAGAAUAUAUCAGAAUGUUCAAGAAAUAAAAGAAUAACUUCAGAUUGUGGAAACAACACUACUAAAAGAAAGGUAUUGUCAGAAAGAACCAAUUUGGAACGUUCCAAUGCUGUUGAGAUCACUGGAAAAUGGCUGUGUCCUCUGAAGACUAAGCCGAAUAUUGGACCUCCUCUGAAGCAACUUCGACUUGAACGAUGGGUUCACAGGUUGUAAAAGUUUCAAUUAGUAAAGAAGGAGAAAUCCACGAAAAGGCUGUUUAAUGAACUGAACCAAUGGGCUGUAUUUCAUUGGUACUGUAGCUAUUAGGUUUGGAGUUUGAGUUCGAGAUGUGUCAUGUUAAAUUUGGAAAUUGUCAAGUAAAUUGUAAUUUAGUUUAGUUUGAUAAGAACUCUGUUUGUUAUUGAGUUAUUAUAUCAAAAUUGUUAGUUAAUUUAA